GUUUUCUCGUCAGGCCCUUGAUCUGAAGAAGCUACAAACACCUUUAUAUGAAGAAUUCUACAAUAAAGUGAAUGCCGGGAGCUCUCAUGGAGUUGAUCAAACUUCCAAUGGUAAAUUCAUAAAUAGUCCGAAACUACCCCCUCGUGGAAAGUCGCCUCCAGGUAAGAUGAGGGGAGGUCCAGCGGUGGCAACGCCUUGUGAUACCAUUUUGAAUAGCAGUACGAUGGCUGAAAGUUGCAGCAGGCAAUUCUCAAGAGACGGCGGUGUAGAUAGCAGCCGGAUUUUGAGAGAAAUAGCUUCCCCUCAGCUCAAUGAGCUUGGGGAUAAAGUUCAUAUUGAUGUCCAAGAUAGCCCAAGCAUCAGCUUUGCUGAGAGGCAACGAAAAUGGAAAGAGGAGUUGGACCAGGAGCUUGAGAGGGAAAGAGUGAUGAGGUUAGCUGGCUGUGGCAAGACACCGUCUCCAAGUAGACGGCCCAGCAUCGGGAAGCGAGAGCGCCAUCAAUAGACAGCAACACUCGUUCCACAGUGACCGAAGAUAGCUAUACAGUGCUAGUGACUGGCGGCAACAGCAGUACAGUCUGCAAGGCUUCAUUGUUCGCCACACAGUGCAUAUCCAGAUGGCUGCCCGAAUCAGGCUGGUGCAAGUAGAUCUUCUUCCAACUUCAAAGAGGACCGGGGUAGGGGGCAGCCUUCUGGACUCAUGGCCAUGACCAUAGCGCUACCCGAAGAACGGCGUACUAACCUGGGAGAACGUUGUGCUGACAGUUUCCUGCCAAGGGUUGUGGCAUUUUUCAUUCUUUGCGGUGCUAUGCGUGCUCCGUUUCAGUCGCAUGGCUUAUAUUUGAGGCCUAUAUAUUGAAAACAAAGUUUGUUGUAUAGAUUUUGGGUUGGCGAGCAACAUGGGGCAUGGGGCUUGGUUUUGUAUGGAGCUUGUUUAUGGAAAGCGUGUAAUAAGCCAAGUAAUGCAGAUUGUGGAAGAUUUCGUUUGUUGAUUGUUAA
Molecule: messenger RNA, 999 nt
Organism: Triticum aestivum (bread wheat)
Lineage: Eukaryota; Viridiplantae; Streptophyta; Magnoliopsida; Poales; Poaceae
Product: mitogen-activated protein kinase kinase kinase NPK1
Exons: 3
Coding region: 167-505 (112 amino acids)
Source: RefSeq, a predicted model, not a curated record